GAGGCGGCGGCGGCGAUGGAGGUGAAGCGGCUGAAAGUGACCGAGCUACGGUCGGAGCUGCAGCGACGGGGUCUGGACUCGCGCGGCCUCAAGGUGGAUCUGGCGCAGCGGCUGCAGGAGGCGCUGGACGCCGAGAUGCUCGAGGACGAGGCUGGCGGUGUCGGGUCCGGGCCCGGCGGGGCCUGCAAGGCGGAGCCUCGGCCUGUAGCCGCGCCGGGCGGAGGCCCGGGCGGGGACGAGGAGGAGGACGAAGAGGAGGAGGAGGAAGACGAGGAGGCACUGCUUGAGGACGAGGACGAAGAGUCACCUCCUGCUAAGGCUUCGGGCCAGGCCGCGCAGCCGCCGCCGGAGCCCCCGGAGGCGACAGCCGAACAGGCCGCGGCCGACCCCGAUGCUUCCGAGCAAGCGGCGGAGGCCACUGCCGGGUCAGGUGGGGUAAAUGGUGGCGAAGAGCAAAGCACUGACAAGAGGGAGGAAGACGAGCCCGAGGAGCAGAACGGGGACGAGACUCCGGAAUCCGAGGCGCCGGGUGACAAGGCUGCAGAGGAACAGGGAGAUGACCAAGAUAGUGAAAAGUCAAAACCAGCAGGCUCAGAUGGUGAGCGGCGGGGGGUAAAGAGACAGCGGGAUGAGAAGGAUGAACAUGGCCGAGCUUACUAUGAAUUCCGAGAGGAGGCUUACCACAGCCGCUCAAAGUCUCCACCGCCCCCUGAAGAAGAGGCCAAAGAGGAGGAGGAGGAUCCAACUCUUGUGAACCUGGACACAUAUACCUCGGAUCUCCAUUUUCAAGUGAGCAAAGACCGCUAUGGAGGGCAGCCACUUUUCUCAGAGAAGUUUCCUACCCUUUGGUCUGGAGCAAGGAGUACUUACGGAGUGACAAAGGGGAAAGUCUGCUUUGAGGCCAAGGUAACCCAGAAUCUCCCAAUGAAAGAAGGCUGCACAGAGGUUUCUCUCCUUCGAGUUGGGUGGUCUGUUGAUUUUUCCCAUCCACAGCUUGUUUUUCUAGGUGAGGAUGAAUUCUCUUAUGGGUUUGAUGGACGAGGACUUAAGGCAGAGAAUGGACAGUUCGAGGAGUUUGGCCAGACUUUCGGGGAGAAUGAUGUCAUUGGCUGCUUUGCGAAUUUUGAGACUGAAGAAGUAGAACUCUCUUUCUCCAAGAAUGGAGAAGACCUUGGUGUGGCAUUCCGGAUCAAUAAGGAAUCCCUGGCCGACCGGGCCCUCCUACCCCAUGUCCUCUGCAAAAAUUGUGUUGUAGAAUUAAACUUUGGUCAGAAAGAGGAGCCCUUCUUCCCACCACCAGAAGAGUUUGUGUUCAUCCACGCUGUGCCUGUUGAGGAGCGGGUGCGCACUGCAGUCUCUCCCAAGACCAUAGAGGAGUGCGAGGUGAUUUUGAUGGUGGGACUCCCUGGAUCUGGAAAGACCCAGUGGGCGCGGAAAUACACAAAAGAAAACCCUGAGAAAAGAUACAAUGUUCUGGGAGCUGAGACUGUGCUCAGUCAAAUGAGGAUGAAGGGGCCUGAAGAACCAGAGAUGGACCCCAAAAGUCGAGACCUUUUAGUUCAGCAAGCCUCCCAGUGCCUUAGUAAGUUGGUCCAAAUUGCUUCCCGGACAAAGAGGAACUUCAUUCUUGAUCAGUGUAACGUGUAUAACUCUGGCCAACGGCGGAAACUAUUGCUGUUCAAGACCUUCUCUCGGAAAGUGGUGGUGGUUGUCCCUACUGAGGAGGACUGGAAGAAAAGGCUGGAGUUGAGGAAGGAGGUGGAGGGAGAUGAUGUACCUGAGUCAAUAAUGCUAGAGAUGAAAGCCAACUUCUCUCUGCCUGAAAAAUGUGACUAUAUGGAUGAGGUGACAUACGGAGAGCUGGAGAAGGAGGAGGCUCAGCCCAUUGUCACUAAGUACAAGGAGGAGGCAAGGAAGCUGCUGCCCCCCUCUGAGAAGCGGACAAACCGCCGAAACAAUCGAAACAAGCGCAACCGGCAAAACCGAAGUCGAGGCCAAGGCUACAUGGGCGGGCAGCGCCGAGGCUACGACAACCGGGCCUACGGGCAGCAGUACUGGGGGCAGUCUGGAAACAGAGGGGGUUACCGUAAUUUCUACGAUCGAUACAGAGGGGACUAUGAUCGAUUCUACAGGCGAGAUUAUGAGUACAACAGAUACAGAGACUAUUGCAGACAAUACGAUCAGGAUUGGCAGAAUUACUACUACCACCACCACCCCCAGGACAGAGACCGAUACUACAGGAACUACUACGGUUACCAAGGGUAUCGGUGAAGCCCCUGCCAUUGUCGCCUAUCAGCCAUGAAGCUGAAUCUCUGGGGGUGCCAGGCACCCGCCAAAAUACAACCAAGGAAAACAGGGGCUGUUGGGGUGGGGCUGAGCU
Molecule: messenger RNA, 2380 nt
Organism: Loxodonta africana (African savanna elephant)
Lineage: Eukaryota; Metazoa; Chordata; Mammalia; Proboscidea; Elephantidae
Gene: HNRNPUL2
Product: heterogeneous nuclear ribonucleoprotein U like 2
Exons: 14
Coding region: 16-2271 (751 amino acids)
Cellular component (GO): membrane; nucleoplasm
Molecular function (GO): protein binding; RNA binding
Source: RefSeq, a predicted model, not a curated record